This is a messenger RNA of Closterium sp. Yama58-4, 1425 nucleotides long. Lineage: Eukaryota; Viridiplantae; Streptophyta; Zygnematophyceae; Desmidiales; Closteriaceae. The record is from the annotation of a GenBank genome assembly.
AUGCAGAGGAGGGAGAAGUGGAGAGUUGUGGAUGGAGCAAGAGGCGCAGAGCAGCAAGAGGAGCAGAGCAGCAAGAGGAGCAGAGCAGCGAGAGGAGCAGAGCAGCGAGAGGAGCAGAGCAGCGAGAGGAGCAGAGCAGCGAGAGGAGCAGAGCAGCGAGAGGAGCAGAGCAGCAAGAGGAGCAGAGCAGCGAGAGGAGCAGAGCAGCGAGAGGAGCAGAGCAGCGAGAGGAGCAGAGCAGCGAGAGGAGCAGAGCAGCGAGAGGAGCAGAGCAGCGAGAGGAGCAGAGCAGCAAGAGGAGCAGAGCAGCAAGAGGAGCAGAGCAGCGAGAGGAGCAGAGCAGCAAGAGGAGCAGAGCAGCAAGAGGAGCAGAGCAGCGAGAGGAGCAGAGCAGCGAGAGGAGCAGAGCAGCGAGAGGAGCAGAGCAGCGAGAGGAGCAGAGCAGCAAGAGGAGCAGAGCAGCGAGAGGAGCAGAGCAGCAAGAGGAGCAGAGCAGCAAGAGGAGCAGAGCAGCAAGAGGAGCAGAGCAGCAAGAGGAGCAGAGCAGCGAGAGGAGCAGAGCAGCAAGAGCAGCAGAGCAGCAAGAGGAGCAGAGCAGCGAGAGGAGCAGAGCAGCGAGAGGAGCAGAGCAGCGAGAGGAGCAGAGCAGCGAGAGGAGCAGAGCAGCGAGAGGAGCAGAGCAGCGAGAGGAGCAGAGCAGCGAGAGGAGCAGCGCAGCGAGAGGAGCAGAGCAGCGAGAGGAGCAGAGCAGCGAGAGGAGCAGAGCAGCGAGAGGAGCAGAGCAGCGAGAGGAGCAGAGCAGCGAGAGGAGCAGAGCAGCGAGAGGAGCAGAGCAGCGAGAGGAGCAGAGCAGCGAGAGGAGCAGAGCAGCGAGAGGAGCAGAGCAGCGAGAGGAGCAGAGCAGCGAGAGGAGCAGAGCAGCGAGAGGAGCAGAGCAGCGAGAGGAGCAGCGCAGCGAGAGGAGCAGAGCAGCGAGAGGAGCAGAGCAGCGAGAGGAGCAGAGCAGCGAGAGGAGCAGAGCAGCGAGAGGAGCAGAGCAGCGAGAGGAGCAGAGCAGCGAGAGGAGCAGAGCAGCGAGAGGAGCAGAGCAGCGAGAGGAGCAGAGCAGCGAGAGGAGCAGAGCAGCGAGAGGAGCAGAGCAGCGAGAGGAGCAGAGCAGCGAGAGGAGCAGAGCAGCGAGAGGAGCAGAGCAGCGAGAGGAGCAGAGCAGCGAGAGGAGCAGAGCAGCGAGAGGAGCAGCGCAGCGAGAGGAGCAGAGCAGCGAGAGGAGCAGAGCAGCGAGAGGAGCAGAGCAGCGAGAGGAGCAGAGCAGCGAGAGGAGCAGAGCAGCGAGAGGAGCAGAGCAGCGAGAGGAGCAGAGCAGCGAGAGGAGCAGAGCAGCGAGAGGAGCAGAGCAGCGAGAGGAGCAGAGCAGGCACCGGAUGA